Pezoporus flaviventris is the source of this 1413-nucleotide messenger RNA. RefSeq names its product glutamate receptor ionotropic, kainate 5-like. The record is from RefSeq and is a predicted model, not a curated record. Gene Ontology annotation, cellular component: presynaptic membrane; postsynaptic membrane; plasma membrane. NCBI's taxonomy places the organism in Eukaryota, Metazoa, Chordata, Aves, Psittaciformes, Psittacidae. Gene Ontology annotation, molecular function: transmitter-gated monoatomic ion channel activity involved in regulation of postsynaptic membrane potential; kainate selective glutamate receptor activity. Gene Ontology annotation, biological process: monoatomic ion transport; modulation of chemical synaptic transmission; synaptic transmission, glutamatergic.
AAAGCCGACCUGGCCGUGGGCUUCACCAUCACGGCGGAGCGGGAGAAGGUCAUCGACUUCUCGAAGCCCUUCAUGACGCUGGGGAUCAGCAUCCUCUACAGGGUGCACAUGGGCCGCAAGCCGGGGUAUUUCUCCUUCCUAGACCCCUUCUCGCCAGCGGUGUGGUUCUUCAUGCUCCUCGCCUACCUGGCCGUGAGCUGCGUCCUCUUCUUGGCUGCCAGGCUGAGCCCCUACGAGUGGUACAACCCCCACCCGUGCCUACGGGAGCGCCGGAACCUUCUAGAGAACCAAUACACGUUGGGCAACAGCCUCUGGUUCCCCGUCGGCGGCUUCAUGCAGCAGGGCUCCGAGAUCAUGCCGCGCGCGUUGUCCACCCGCUGCGUCAGCGGCGUCUGGUGGGCCUUCACCCUCAUCAUCAUCUCGUCGUACACGGCCAACCUGGCGGCCUUCCUGACGGUGCAGCGCAUGGAGGUGCCCAUCGAGUCGGCCGAUGACUUGGCCGAUCAGACCAACAUCGAGUAUGGCACGAUCCAUGCCGGGUCCACCAUGACCUUCUUCCAGAACUCGCGGUACCAGACCUACCAGCGCAUGUGGAACUACAUGCAGUCCAAGCAGCCCAGCGUCUUCGUCAAGAGCACGGAGGAAGGGAUCGCCCGCGUCCUCAACUCCAAGUACGCCUUCCUCUUGGAGUCCACCAUGAACGAGUACCACCGGCGCCACAACUGCAACCUGACCCAGAUCGGGGGGCUGCUGGACACCAAGGGCUAUGGCAUCGGCAUGCCAUUGGGGUCCCCGUUCCGCGAUGAGAUCACCUUGGCCAUCCUGCAGCUGCAGGAGAACAACCGCUUGGAGAUCCUCAAGAGGAAGUGGUGGGAAGGGGGGCAUUGCCCCAAAGAGGAGGACCAUAGAGCGAAAGGGCUGGGCAUGGAGAACAUUGGGGGCAUCUUCGUGGUGCUGGUUUGUGGCCUCAUCGUCGCCGUCUUCGUGGCUGUGGUGGAGUUCGUGUGGUCAACGCGGCGCUCAGCCGAGAGCGAGGAGCCGCGGGGGCCGCUUCGUUCCCUGCGUUCCGAACGGAGCCGAACGGAGCCGAACGGACCCGAACACCCCCCUCCCCCCUUCCCCACCCCCAACCCCGCCCCCCCACAAGCAGAGCCUCGUCCGGCUGCAGCCAUGGGGCCCGGCGGCUCCGACAGCUACCGCGUGGCCACCACGCAGGACAAGGGCGAGAAGGAGUCGCCCAAGAAGGGCAAGAGCAAGACCCGGGACCUGGAUGACCUCAAGAAGGAGGUGGCCAUGACCGAGCACAAGAUGUCCAUCGAGGAGGUGUGCCGGAAGUACAACACGGACUGCGUGCAGGUGGGGGGGCUUUGGGUACCCCCAUUGCCCUAUGGGGCUGCCCCAUUGCCCCUAUGA